Messenger RNA from Carassius gibelio (silver crucian carp), 643 nucleotides. Its product is annotated as cystatin-A-like. Bases 1 to 546 code for a protein of 181 amino acids. Gene Ontology annotation, molecular function: cysteine-type endopeptidase inhibitor activity. The record is from RefSeq and is a predicted model, not a curated record. Gene Ontology annotation, cellular component: cytosol. NCBI's taxonomy places the organism in Eukaryota, Metazoa, Chordata, Actinopteri, Cypriniformes, Cyprinidae. The transcript has 4 exons.
AUGCUCCCCCACGCCGGGACCAAGGUCCCUCAGUCGGGGACUUCCAGGGCCAAAUCAGACCUUCUGGCAAUCAUCGUGGCCAGGAAGUCCUCGACAAAGAGCCCUACUGGGCCUACUGGGCUAGAGAGCAGUCCACCUCAGUAUACAUGCAGGACUGUUGUUCUGGGAGUCAGACUGAUUAACUCUCCUCUUCUCUUCACUGAUCAUCAGCACACUGCAGAAAUGUCAAACUUUGGAGGCUGGAGCGACAUUAAACUGUUCGAUCCAGAGGUGAAAAGGAUUUGCUUUGAGGUGAGGCCAGAGAUAGAGAAGAAGAUUGGAACUGAUUUUAAGAUUUUCAUUCCUGUGGUCUAUUCUUCUCAACUUGUGCAAGGAACAAAUUACAUGUUCAAGGUGCUGGUUGAUGUAGAUGGGGAUGGAGUGUGUGUUCACGCGUUGAUAUUUCAGGCUCUUCCCUGUGAUGGAGGGGGACUGAUUGUGAGGGAAAUCCAGUGCCACAAAUCCGUUGAUGACCCACUGAUUCCUCCUAAACACUUACAGAAAUAGUCUUGAUUUAAUAACAGACACAUGCAAUGAACUGCCAUACUGUAUAGAGGAACAAUUGUAACCAUUUCAUUCCUCAAUAUUAAACCCCAUAAUCAAA